This is a messenger RNA of Vollenhovia emeryi, 2971 nucleotides long. RefSeq lists its product as uncharacterized. The transcript has 13 exons. Lineage: Eukaryota; Metazoa; Arthropoda; Insecta; Hymenoptera; Formicidae. The record is from RefSeq and is a predicted model, not a curated record. Bases 34 to 2763 code for a protein of 909 amino acids.
GUCGCGAAGAAGAUACUGGAUUUACUGAAGACGAUGAAGAAAUCCGAAAGCUGCACCGUCGUGAAAAAGCUCGUCAAUUUCGACGUGAUAUCAAUCAUGUGCGACGCCAUGCAGGCGUCGAAUGAGGAUUUCGUCAGAAACGUUCUCAAGUGCUUCGAGAUUCUGAACAACUACACUGAAUUCUACGAGAGUCAAACGGCCAUCAAGGCUCUACAGAUGAUGCUGAGGCUCAGUUACUGCAUAAAUAUAUCGCUCAAUGAAUCAACUCUGUUUGAGAAACUUAUACAGAGCAUAGCCGACAUACUUGUUAGGUCGCUGCAAUUAAACGUGAGCCUCGACACGGACUGCAUUCUGCAGCAAAUUGUGCUCUUCGUGCAGAAUCUGGACAUCGAAGUUUUGCAGAAGAAUACGUUAAAAUUUGCAGCUAUCACGAUAUUAAACGUUGUCCUGCAGAAGCAGGCAGUUUUCGAUGACAAUACCAAUGAGGAGAUGAUUAUCGACGUCUCUCAUAAGGCAAUACAUUCAAUGACAAAAAUUGUCAAAUACGACGAUGACGACGACACGAUUUUACUCGCCGCUAAUUCGCUAUGCAGUACCUGCGCUAGCAGUUCUCGAUUCUGCUUCAUGCAAGUUUCGAGGAAAGAGAGUGAGCCCGAGUUGCAGAUUUGCGAGAAGAAAAUUUGCGAUUUGGAAAUUUGCGUGUACGAUAAGAUGAUGGAAAUACUUAUACCAUACGUUAAAGACGCAGACUUGUCUCGUCUUGACUCGGUCGGGUUUUACAGAAAUCUCGUCUCCGCUCUGAACCACUUGUAUCAGUUGAAAAACUGUGAUAAGGACAGCUUGUCAAACCAUUUGGCUGCGAAUGGUUAUUUGAAGCGCUUCGUAUAUUUAACCGUGGAGUUUCCGGAGAAUUUACGAAGGAGCACCUGCAUAUUACUAUCUCGGAUCCUGAGUAUUCUCGGUAGUGCUGCAUUCUCCAUAGAGACAGCGAAGUUAGAAAAGAUUUUGUAUCCACCUCUCCUUCAGUUGCCAAAAGAUUUAACAAAAUGGAGUCAUUCCGUAGAAUGCAAAAAAGAUGGAUCAGUGCUUAUAGUUCUGCUAUACUAUCAUUUUCUUAACACUCGAGAGAACCUGGUAACCUUAGAAAUGCUAACGACUAGAGUCAUGAUACUCCCAACAUCUAUACCGAUUUCAAUCCUGAUUUUAAAACCUCUGUGGUUAUUAUUUGCUGUAACGUCUCUAUCUCAUCCGAGUCCUAAUACAGUUUAUCAAUAUGAAAACGCGGUUAAUCGACUGACAAGCAUCUUACAACAUUCAGAGAUCAGGAAAUUUUAUACUCAUGAUACCGAUCUUUUACAUUAUUGUUUCAAUUGUCUGAACAAUUCGGAAGACAAUCUACUAAGCCGAAUUUUUAAUUUGUGGCUGAUAGAGUCUGAUGGUGAUAUCAACCCACUGUUAUCCAAAGGUGACAAAAUCCUUCGACAUUUAUGGAUCGCGAUACGACAUGAGUCCCAACCUAUUGUCAAUGUCGCUAUGAAAGGUUUUCGUCAUUUAGUGCAGGCCGUCAAAGAUAACGAACGGCUCAUGCAUCAAAUCGUGGGUCUUGUGUGGUGUAUAUUACCUGAUAUUUUUUCAUCGUACCAACCGGAUAAUGUCGCGCAUAUAGAGACGGCUCUGGAAUUAGUUAAUACCGUCCGACCAUCCACGAUACCGAUACCGAUACCUGGCAUAACACGUAGCUCCGCUAAUAUAAUCAAUAUUAUAUUACAGAAGAACUCAGAUUUAAAAUUCAUGACUUUAAUUAUAGAGCAAGCGUAUAUGUUAUUAGAUGUCGCUAUGUCAUGCAAGUUAUCUAAAGUGCUUGACACGUAUGUGAACAAUUUUCGGCUAUUGACACAGCUAUACGAGUAUGGAUUUUCGAAAAAGAGAUCACAAUUGUCCACUGCCAGUAUAAAACUACUCGCAUAUAUUAUUUAUUGUCAAAAAAAAUUAUCAGUAAAGUGCAAAAGGCCAUUGAAGGUAUCAGUAAAAAAUGUGUAUGAACUGUUAAACGUAUGCGCACACGUAGAAACAUCACCGGACCACAAAGUAAACGAAAUGCAUUUUAUACACAAACUCUUAAUAUCAAAUAAUGAUGGCUCGGCCAUUAUUUUGAAAAAUGUCAGGCCCGAUAAAGAUAACAUCUACCUAUGUAAUCUUUAUCUAGCUUUCUAUUCCAUUCGUGGACAGAAAUACAUUGAAGAUUUAGUAUACCAAGGUUUAGUGAUUCUAUUACAUUUUUGUAAUACCAAUGCAACUAAACUAAUACCUUAUUUUUGCACCAUGAUAAGUACUUAUGAUUUCAUCCUUAACGUAAACAUGCAACUUCCAUCGAAUCAUUUUGUCAAAUUCAUCGCUACGUGGCUGCAUUAUUGUAAGACAAGAUGCAUGAUCCCACUGUGGGAUCCGCUGUUUGAAAGAGUAUUGGAUAAGCUUAAAGAAUAUUUAGUACUCCUUAAUAAUAACGGAAUGAAAGACGCUCAUCUGGAAUUACAAAGCGCGGUAAGCAGACGUUUUAAAAUAAAUCCAUACAUUAAGAUUAAUAUCUUAAUUAAUUCAGAUUUUCCUUACAACUUUUCACUUUUUUGUUUUAGCUGUCGCAGUUUAAGUAAAGAAAUAACAGUUUUACAGAUCGUAUCACGUUACAUCACAAUACAUGUAGCGUAUAUUAAGGAGAAAGUUGUAAAACUGGAUUUAUGUCUAGAAUAUCAGAUUUUCUGUUAAACGUUCUGCUAGACGUUCUCUAAAAAUGUGUUUUAUUUUGAAAAAAAUUAAGUUGUAUAAGUAUAACAAAUUUACAACAAUAUUAAAAUACUGCUAUUUCUCAUCUGCUAUACUUAAAAAUUAUUCGAAUAACAGAUACAUUCAGAUUAAUUUCGUAUUGUUUCAAAAUGUUGUUUUUUUGCAAUAAAAACAGUUCUUUCAGUUUGUU